CAUGGCGAGUCUCCUCAGAGCACUUCCGCGCCUGCUGCUCCGAGAGGCGCCGCGGCGGGCCAUGUGGGGCCGAGCGGACGGCUGCGGGCCCGGUGCGGGGGCCGGACGCGGGGACGCAGGGUCUCCCACAAAGCAUGAGCCGUCUCUCACCAAAAGCGAAUGGCAAAAGAAACUGACCCCAGAGCAAUUCUACGUCACGAGAGAGAAAGGAACAGAACCGCCUUUCAGCGGGAGUUACCUGAACAACGAGGAGGCAGGAAUGUAUCACUGCGUGUGCUGUGACAGUCCGCUCUUCAGAGCUUCAUUUCAGCUGAGAAAUGACAGAGGCUUCUCUCCCGCACAGUGUGAAGCUCAUCUUGGCCACGUGUUCCCCGACGGGCCUGCACCCACUGGUCAGAGAUUUUGCAUCAACAGCGUGGCACUGAAGUUCAAACCAAAGAAACAGUGACUGUCUCCAAGAGUCCCUGUCCCUUGCCACCCUUUCAUUUGCACCUUUGAUUUCCAGAAUUCAUCUGAACGACUUGCUUGAUUUACUAUAAAACUGGGCUGAGUUUGCUGCAGGCACCCGGCGGAGUCACAGCUGCUCUUACUACCUGGAAUCAGCUCAACCCCACCCCUGCUUGGACCGUGGAGUUCCACCAGAUGACAGAGGGGCAGCCGUUGCCAGUGUGCUGGCUUCCCUUUGGCUUUGCGUGGGGCCACAGGGUAUGACUGCUUGGGGACAUCAGGACACCGAUGAACUAGUAAGCCACAAACUUCCUGCGAAACUUCUCUGCAGGUUCCAUAGGGUUUCAGUCCCUCACGGGAGUACACAGGUGAAAAGAGGAAGGAAAACAGGGAAUCCAAGCAGUCGGUAAUCUCAGUGCUGAAGAGCUGGGCUUUGGGAGGCACGUACGGUGAGCCGUGAGAUGCAGGAUUUUUUUUUUUUUUUCAAAAUUUACUUCCAAUCUUUCUACGCACAAAUCAGCUGUAAUGGAGUUUGUUAGAUUUCAGUGAAUACAAAUAAGUGUUCACCCUCAUACUUUAAAUACCUUUAAAUGUUCAAAUAAAAUAUU
Messenger RNA from Propithecus coquereli (Coquerel's sifaka), 1055 nucleotides. It is a transcript of the gene MSRB2, whose product is annotated as methionine sulfoxide reductase B2. Gene Ontology annotation, biological process: protein repair; response to oxidative stress. The coding region runs from base 2 to 448 and encodes 148 amino acids. The record is from RefSeq and is a predicted model, not a curated record. Gene Ontology annotation, cellular component: cytoplasm. Gene Ontology annotation, molecular function: peptide-methionine (R)-S-oxide reductase activity. The transcript has 4 exons. Lineage: Eukaryota; Metazoa; Chordata; Mammalia; Primates; Indriidae.